AUGAACUUGGAAGAUAUUAGAUUAAAAUCGAUUACACCACCACCUGGUGAUAAGGUCAGUCAAUGGCAUGUUGCUUCUUUUGGUUUCGAUAGGAGGGAAGCUCCACUCCCUCCAAUCCCUCCUUCACCCUCCGAGUCUCGAACCCCCAACCCCACCUUCGUCCUCCACCCCGCAUCUGAAUCCGUCAAUCAACACUCAAGACACGUAUUCUUACCUUCUGCACCCGCCACUGCAACUGAAAACACUCAGCCACUCCCACAACAUUCCUCCCCUCUCCAAUUCCAAGACACUCAUCAAGACACAAACCCUAUUCCACCUGAAAAUAAUCCUCAAGAACCUCCCCUUGAAUCCCCAGACGCGUCUUCUAUGGGCACUGAAAGGCCUGAAUCUGCUCUUGAACGUGCAAAAGAUCUCGAUGACGAUGACGAUGACCAUGUUGACUAUACUGGCCAUCAUCAUGAUCAACAUCACAAUCAAACCAUUGAUAAUCACACAGACACCCAAAAACCUCAUAGUGACGACAUUCCUCUCAUCCCUUCUUCCCCUUCAACCUCCACUAACAAAUUACAGCGCAAUUUCACUAUCAACGACAAUGACCUUAAGCAGCUCCUCUCUGCAGCUACUGAUCAAAGGCAAGACAAAACCGUACGUGAUGCUCUCAAAAGAGCUGCUAGAGAGCGCAUUGACGUCAUUAGCCAGAUUGAGCAUCAGAGACAGCAAGAGGCUGCCAAGGCUGAGGAGGAAAAUAUUCCUCCCUGGGCUUUGUCUAUUUAUGAGCUACUUCAUCAGACUCAUCAUAAGCUUGAAACUCUUAAUAUACGAUCACCUGAGGCGUCUAGAGUGGGUUCACCAGUAGCCGUGGCGGCAGCAGCUACAGCACCAGCACCAGUACCAUCACCAGCACCGUCACAAUCACCAUCGCCAUCACCAAACCCAGCUCCACUCUCCAUGGAAGCUAUACAUGCUCAAUCACACCCCCAAUCAUUUCCUGGCGAAUAUAUUCCACACUCAACUCCCCCAAUUCUCACUUCACAUCCUAUGCAACACUCCAAUCAUCCAAUAAUACUCCCUGUAGGUGAAUACGAACCUCACUCUGCACCCUAUCCAGAACCAUAUCCUAUCAUGUCACCAAGCUCCCACACUAAAAGUAAGAAAGCUCCAUCUACAGUGGCUUUACCACCAUCUGCUCCAGUUGAGAGACCACCAACUGAACCUGCUUUACCCGCUGCGUCCCCACCUGGUGAUAAUCACAAUGAAAAUCCACAAUACGCACCUGAAACACGCCCCUUACAUAACCAAUUUGAGUAUAUUCAACACCCAACUCACUACGAAAUACCAGAUGCACCUACACCUAAACCCUCACAUGCACAAACUCCCAUACGGGAAUUUGUUUUGGAGCCAUCUCCCCCAAUGCCCGUAGCACCUCAAACCACUCCAGCUUUAGACUACUCGAGUUACAAGGAGGAGAGUAGUUUGGCUAUGGAUGAGAGUGUCACGCCAAAUAAAGUACCUAUACCUGAUUCCUCAGUCGCUGAGUCAGUCCAUCACAUACAUCACUUGCCUCAAGUCGAUGGUCAUUUCGAUAGCGGCACAUUAGAGCAUGUAUUAGAGCAUUCACAUGCUCAUAAUCAUGAUCAUGAGCAUGUACAUUCACACUCUCGCACACCUACACACAUACACACUCACCCUCACACACCAACUCACAUCCCCGCUAACCACCCUUGGGAGAACAUUAGCGACAGACUGGCAGCAUGGGCGGAUCUGUGGAGUGCACACGCUACACCAAAUCAGCUCGAACUAGCAAAGGAGUCGACGCACUUGACGCGUUAUGUCAGUAUGAUAGCAUGCGAUAUUUUUUGCACACAAGUCUACAAGCGCUGGGUGCGCACUAUUAGUGCUCGUUACCCACCUGUACAGAUCGAUAAGCUAUUCCUUCCUCCGUCAUUCACUGAGGUGUUAAAUAGUGCUGUUGGGGGGGAUCCAUAUGCCCACACCGCGCCGACUUUUAGAAGUUUCUGGAACGAUCUCGGUUUCACUGGCACACCUAAACAACUACUUACUCUGGCACUCUACAGAACUGAUCGUUACCAUUUUCAAGUCUUGCGGUUCGAUUUAGAGGCAGGUGUAUUGACACACUACGACCCCUUCGACGCACCCGCAUUACUCGACCCACGUCCGAGGCUUUGGUGGACGGGAUUGCGCGAGGUAUUCCCCGAUGCGCAUAUUCCACCAGAUCAUAAACUUACUGAGCGAGUCGUCGCUAUCAACCGCCCCAAACCUACUGAACGCUCGGAUAGUCCACUCGCUGCACUUGCUUCGUGGCGACAUAUGCUAGUUAAUAAAAAACCUAACAAAGAGACAGAUCUGCUCGCAGUGCGGAGCCUCAUCGCUGCAGAGAUCGAAGGCGUGCAGAAGGUAACAGAUAGACGUAACAGACAGAAAACCAAGAAGAUACUCCAGACGCACAACUAG
Messenger RNA from Wallemia ichthyophaga EXF-994, 2472 nucleotides. RefSeq lists its product as uncharacterized. The record is from RefSeq and is a predicted model, not a curated record. NCBI's taxonomy places the organism in Eukaryota, Fungi, Basidiomycota, Wallemiomycetes, Wallemiales, Wallemiaceae. The transcript has 4 exons. Bases 1 to 2472 code for a protein of 823 amino acids.